This is a messenger RNA of Pecten maximus, 2017 nucleotides long. Its product is annotated as zinc transporter ZIP9-B-like. The record is from RefSeq and is a predicted model, not a curated record. The transcript has 8 exons. Gene Ontology annotation, molecular function: metal ion transmembrane transporter activity. Gene Ontology annotation, cellular component: membrane. Bases 97 to 1068 code for a protein of 323 amino acids. NCBI's taxonomy places the organism in Eukaryota, Metazoa, Mollusca, Bivalvia, Pectinida, Pectinidae. Gene Ontology annotation, biological process: transmembrane transport; zinc ion transport.
GUGAUCUCAAAAUUUGAGAGCCAUGUAGGCAAAACCUGGAAACAGCUGAAACGAGAAAGGUUCAACAUUUUUUUGUCAAGUUAAAGAAGAACAACAAUGGACGACGUAUUAACUCUCAUUUUGUUAUCAUUUGCCAUGCUUGUUGGAUGUUACCUAGCUGGUAUGAUCCCGAUUGCGAUAACAUUUUCAGAGGAAAAGUUGAAGCUCAUCACAGUAUUUGGAGCAGGUCUCCUGGUUGGAACAGCUCUGGCUGUCAUCAUCCCUGAGGGGAUCCAUGCCAUGAGUGAAUCCAGUGCUGAUGCACACAGUCAUGAAGUUGUACACAGUGAAGUACCAAACAAAGAGGAAGGUGCACACACGGGGGAUGACCACGCCCACAGCCACACCCACAGUGUCUCUGACAACCACACUAUCAUAGGGGUGACACUAGUGGCAGGAUUCAUCUUCAUGUUACUGGUCGACCAGAUUGGUGGAGGACAUACACAUGUAUCUACAGAAAAAGGUACUGAUGCGGAGGCUAACGGAGCAGGGUCGGCAAUCCAACAAAACCGUCAUAAGAUUACUGCCACACUGGGUCUGGUGGUACAUGCUGCAGCUGAUGGUGUUGCUAUGGGGGCAGCUAUUAUGAUGCAGCGAUCCCACCUGACCCUGAUCGUUUUUAUAGCCAUCAUGUUACAUAAGGCACCUGCUGCGUUUGGUUUGGUCACCUUUCUAUUACAUGAUGGUUUUGAUCGCCCGAGGAUACGAAGACAUCUGUUAAUAUUUUCAGCAUCAGCUCCAAUUGCCUGUAUUUUUACCUAUGUCGGAUUAUCUGUCAGUCAGGGCAGUUUAGGAAAACUUCACAAUUUUCAAACCACAGGAAUUGCCAUGCUAUUUAGUGCUGGAACGUUUUUGUAUGUGGCGACAGUACACGUCCUGCCAGAGGUGACCACACGUCAUACCAAACAGACAAAUGCUGACAACACUGUAGUCAUUCAUGAACAGAAGGGAUUCCGGCCGAUUGACCUCGUGGCUAUAGUGUCUGGGUCGGUGAUACCCGUAUUGUUAUCCUUUGGCCAUAAACAUUAAAACCCCACUACAGAGUCGGGAAACUUAAUUGUGUGGUUUUAGUUUGAUUCCAACUGCUAAUGUUACAAAAUUUAUUUAAUUUGAUGAAGCUAUUUAUUUCAAGUCAAGCACACUUUCAAUGGUGCUGAAAUUGACUUGAUGUUGGAGCCUGCUCAGUCCUGUCUAGUGUUGUUGUCUAAAUCUGUUUUUUUUUUUUAUUGAAUAUUGGGCUAGAAAUGUUCUGAUUAGAAAUUCAAAUAUGAUAGCUUACUGAAUAUUUUAACAUAACUUCAAUUUGGUUUAGUUUUCAUCAAUCAAAUUAUUAACCAGUGGACCAAACAAACAACAAGGAAUAUAAGAUUUCAUCUUUAUAUUAUAAUGUGUACAAUGCAACAUAGUUGGAAUACGGGUUAGGGAGUUCCAUUCUAUGCCAGGGGACUGUUUUGGGUCCCUUUUUAUCGACAUAUUGACAGGGCCAGCAGGUGAAAGCAAAGAAUCAUGAGAUAGGGUUCUCAACCUCUGUAAUAAGAUUUCUAAGUUGCCAAACACUUAAGCCUCAGAUGUGGCUAGUUGAGAAUCUUUUCCCUCAGAUUUGAGUUUUCUUUAUACAUGUUACCAAAAGUGGUGAAAAAAUCUAUUGAUUUGUGUGUUAGGUACAAUGUCAUUUUUUUUUGUUAUGUAAAUCUACAUUUAUAUAUAUUUUGUUUUAAAUGAAAAUCAUUGUUUUAAACACAGGAAUUUGGCAAAAAUUUCCAGCCUACAAUCUAUAUUUAAUUUUGUAUUACAGAUAUGGACCAUAGGUUGAGGAUUUAUGACAAUCCCCUGUGUUUUUAAAUACACAUGUGAAUUUUUUAUACACAUUUCAAAAUCCAUAUCGGUCGUGUACAUCAUAAAAACAUAGAAUCCCUGGAUGUCUCAAUACUUUUUAUUCACUGUUGUUUAUCCAAUUAAACUUUCUUUCUAAAUUUUG